UUGUGAAAUUUACAUGACAACACAAUGCCAAAAUGUCACAUAUUUACCUAAAUAAAACGUUUAUAGGAAAGGAUAUCAGGGACAGAUUUAUUGUGGCAUGCGAAAAGGGUGAAAUUGGGACAGUUACAAAGAUUCUGCGUCUUCAUGUUCCCGCAAAUACUAAGGAUGAAUAUGGAAAGAGUGCUUUAGCAAGAGCUUGCGAAGGGGGCCAUGCUGAAGUGGCACGACUACUUAUCGAGGCGGGUGCUGAUGUCAAUGCCAAGCAAUCUGGUCUAGUCACUUCACUCCACUUGGCUGCGAAGGGAAAACAUGCAGAAGUUGUGAAACACUUGCUCUUAAAUGGUGCAACAAUUGAUGCUAAAACAUCAUCAGGGCUGCGGCCCAUUGAUUUUUUAAAACAUGAGUCAGCGUUAUGGAACUUGUUCAAUGACGCAAUGCGUGGAGACUUACCAGAACUUGAAGAUAUUCCUGAUGUGCCAGAGAUACCAGACUAUGCCCUACCAGAUGGGGCAGAGCCUAAGAAAGGCAAAAAGGGAAAGAAAGGCAAGAAAGGAAAGAAAAAGGGAGGAAAGAAAAAAGGUGGAAAGAAAAAGGGUGGCAAGAAAAAGAAGAAGAAAAAGUAAUGGCAGUUAGAAAAAAACAGAAUAUAUUACUUUUGUAUUUUAUUAUAUAUAUAUUAUCAAAUAUCUGUGAUAUAAACAUUCUAAAAAAGUUGAAAGUCAGAAUGCUUAUACAAUGGACAGGACAGAAUAAAGAAGCAAAGAACUUGUAUGAGACUUGAUUUGUUAGAAGAAGGUCUCUUAAGUCACUUGUGGCGUAAAUCAAUUUGUGAAGACUUUGUUGAAAAUGAUUCCUACUUUUGGAUAUCACCACAUUGUGUUAUAUUUUUUGUUUUCAUAUCAAGACAGUCCUUGUUUUGUUUUAUUAAAUGUAUCAUGUCUUUCUGCUCUAUUUUAUCAGAAUAAAAUUUAUUAUUUCCUUAA
This is a messenger RNA of Dreissena polymorpha, 983 nucleotides long. RefSeq lists its product as uncharacterized. Gene Ontology annotation, molecular function: protein binding. The transcript is spliced from 3 exons. The record is from RefSeq and is a predicted model, not a curated record. Gene Ontology annotation, cellular component: nucleus; cytoplasm. NCBI's taxonomy places the organism in Eukaryota, Metazoa, Mollusca, Bivalvia, Myida, Dreissenidae. The coding region runs from base 33 to 623 and encodes 196 amino acids.